Messenger RNA from Amyelois transitella, 6021 nucleotides. Its product is annotated as sialin. Gene Ontology annotation, molecular function: transmembrane transporter activity. The coding region runs from base 248 to 1708 and encodes 486 amino acids. Gene Ontology annotation, cellular component: plasma membrane. Gene Ontology annotation, biological process: transmembrane transport; monoatomic anion transport. The transcript has 12 exons. The record is from RefSeq and is a predicted model, not a curated record. Lineage: Eukaryota; Metazoa; Arthropoda; Insecta; Lepidoptera; Pyralidae.
GUCGCUUUAGUCGGGUUUCUGCGCUUGCCGGUGAAGGGUGUAUAUCUCGCGCGGCUUUAUAAUUUCCGUACGAGUAGUUUUAAUAAUUGAAUAUUUAUCAAUUAAAAGUAUCGUUACUUUUAGGUAUAGUUUUGGAAGAACAAGUGAUAGCAUAUUUAAGUGUGUAACAGUUCUUGUUUAGUGUGUUUUAAUGAGCCAUAUUUUUAUAUAGUGUAUAAAAAUAAGAAGAUCCUCAGUUCCAGUUAACAUGGCUAAAACAGAAAAGUCAUUUACGAGAAAGUUCCCAGGCUGUCUAACAUGCGUCCAAGUGCUGAACAUCAUGGUGCUUUUAGGAUUCAUGUUGAACUACGCUCUCCGAGUGAACCUGACCAUAGCCAUCGUGGAGAUGAUAUACGGCGACAAAGACAACCACACAGCCAUCUUGAACUCCACUCACGAGUCACUCAACGUCACACAGCACCCAGAGACGGUACAGCAGACUCGAUACCACUGGGACACAAAGCAGAAGAACCACCUUCUGGGCUGCUUCUUCUGGGGCUACGUGCUGACAGAACUGCCUGGCGGGCGGCUGGCAGAGGUCAUCGGUGCUAGGCGAGUGUUUGGCUACAGCACACUGCUAGCCAGCAUCCUGACGCUGCUCACUCCUGGUGCCGCAGCUUUAGGGUUCGGAUGGGCAGUAGCAUCUAGGGUAGUCUUGGGCUUCCUGCUCGGGGCUACGUGGCCAGCCAUCCUGCCAAUGGCGUCAAAAUGGAUCCCUCCUAUGGACAGAUCCAAAUUUAUGUCUAAUAUGAUGGCCUCGUCCCUCGGCGCCGCUAUCACGAUGCCGAUCUGCGGAUUUCUCAUAGCGCACUUCGGCUGGGAAUCCGCUUUCUAUUUUACUGGUAUCAUCGGCGUGAUGUGGUCAGUGGCGUGGUUCGCCGUGGUCUACGACACACCAGCGCAGCACCCUCGGAUCUCGGAGACGGAGCUACAUUACCUCACGAAGGUGUUGCCCCAAGAGGAUUCAACAAAGGGGCACAUGCCUGUGCCCUGGCGCAGCAUCCUGACCUCCCCGCCAGUGUGGGCCAUCAUCAUCACGCACGGAGCCUCUGUGUUCGGCUACUUCACCGUGGUCAACCAACUGCCAACCUACAUUGAGAGCAUACUGCAUUACAGCAUCAAACACAAUGGCCUGCUCUCGUCACUGCCGUAUCUCGGCAAAUACCUGUGCGCACUCGCAUCCUCAGUGCUGGCGGACAGUCUCCGCAGAACCGGCAAGAUGUCCACCACCACUGCGAGGAAACUCUUCACCGGCUUCGCUGUCGGUUUACCAGGUCUGCUGAUGCUGGCGGAAGCCUUCUUCGGCGAAGACCGCAUCUGGUCCAUCGCCAUCUUCACCAUGGCCCUCACCAUCAACGGCGCAGUCACCGCCGGCUACCUCGGGAACGGAUUGGACAUCGCUCCUAACUUCAGUGGUACAAUUUUCGGCAUGGCCAACACCCUGUCGUCGUUCGGCGGUUGGCUGUCUACCUUUAUGGUCGGGGAACUUACCAAAGACAAUAACACAUCAGCGCAAUGGCAGAUAGUGUUCUUCAUAUUAGCCGGCACGUACCUGUGCGGUGCUCUGUGCUUCGUGAUCUUCGGCUCCGGAGAGCUGCAGCCGUGGAAUGCGCGCGCGCAACCCAAGGCCGAGGUGCAACCGCUCAACGAUGAAAAGGUAGCGGCGUAGGUGUAGAGAAAUUUACAGAUAAAAUGUAAUUAUAUAGGUAAGUUAAAAUGCAAAAGCUGAUUUGGUCAUUUUUAAGUAGCAAAAUAUAAAAUGUAAGUAAAAGUAUGAAAACUGGAAUGGGUACAUCAUGUUGAGGCAUGCCUUAUCUUGUCUCUUUUCGUUAUCUUCUGUUAACAUGAGAGAAGUAAGAUAAGACACAUGCACUUAUCAAAGUUCGUGAAUAGCCCCCUAAAACCCCAGUGAGUUUUCAUUUUGAGAAGCAUUCAUUAAUUGUUUUUUUUUUAAAUUGAGGAUUUAACAAGCAUAUGAUACAAAAUUGUAUUUUCACAAACUAGUUAGGAUGUUUUUUUCUGGAGAACUAUGUUCUUUGUAUAUUGCUGAUGGCAGAGAUUUUGAUAACUUUAUGCUAAAAAUGUUAAAUCAAAUUCUGCCUUGCAUUUAACUUAACAAAUACACAAAUUAGCGCCACAUAUACAGAUAAAAAAUUAAAAUUACACAAUAUAAUAAAUAAAUAAUUAAUAAAAUAAAUAAUUAAAAUAGCUGCUGAAUAGUAUUAGGCAGACCAACAAGCAAAAGUGAUAAUUGUUAAGUUAAAUGUCUUAAAGAAAAUAAUACCUAAUAAAAAAAAACUCAAAAAAAAAAGGCUGUUAUAAUAAUGAUUGUGAUGUAUUUAUAAAGACCGGCGCGCCAAGGACUCACGAAUGGAGAGUUGGAAACCCGACUCAAUGUUGUUAGGUUAGUUUUAAGUGGUUUUAAACAAGAUGGUACAGUCAACCGCGUGAAAAGGUGGCCGACGAUAAAUGGCCGACGUAUACUAUUACACGGGAUUUAGUAAUUGUGAAUUGUCUUUCAUAAUAAACUCGUUGUUUAAGGAAAAGUGAUUAUCCUCAUCCACCAUCCUCACCACUCUGGAUUCCUAUCCGGAAUGGUGAGGAUACUCGGGGUAAGCUCCUGACCAUGGAUGUUGGAUUGGGUGAGUCACGUUUUUACACUGAGCGACUCCCAUCUGACCUCCGUUAUAUUUAUGAUUAUAGUCUAGCAGCUCUAAGAGGCGACAUCUAAUUGUGUGGUUGACUGUACCACCCGACUGAAGGUAGUUUUGUUGCCCUGGCUUUUGGUGUGAUAGCCAUGCUUAGCAUAUGGGUCAUUUUCACUCCUUGCAUACCCCAUUUGAAGAUAUGUCAUAUAUUUGUUCUCAAAAAAUUUUUGAAAAUAUUUUUGUUGGUUUCCAUAAGAUCAAUAUUAAAUUAUUAUUAAAAAUUCGCAGGUAUAUAGAAAAUCUCGACAUACCUAUAUUUUUUAUGUACAGUGCACCACAUAUGAAAGCAUACCAUGUCAAUAAGUCCUAUCCUAAGAUACAAUAGUGAUACACUUUCAUAUGUAAUGCACUGUACAAAAUUAGAUUUUGUUCAAUGAGAUAUAGUAACGUUCAAUGUUAUCCACAAUAUGGCCCAAUGUGUUGCACAAAGUAUGUUCCUAUAUGCUUAGCGAGUCGAACUGAUAGUUAAGAUAUAGUCAGUUUUUUAUAUUUCGGGACCAAGUUAACGGACAACAAAACAUUUUCGUAUGUAUAAGUACUUGCCAUUAUAAUGUAAAAUUGUAAUAACAGAUUAAGGGAUCGUCUUUUUGUUAUUAGAUUGAUUCAUUUAUUGCAUCGGUAACUUCCAUGAAAUUAAUAAAAUAAUAAAUAAAAUGCAAAAAUUAUGAAACUAAGGAUAAUAGUACUGAUUCCCUAAUUAAAAAGUCCCCUAAUAGCAACAUCAUUGGCGGAUAAAUAUCUAAAAUUUUUUAUAUUUUUACAACUUAAUACAUUAACAAAAAGGUUCUUAUACAUACGAAUAUGAACUCUAUCUUCAUAAUUUAGUAAUUUUAAUAAGUAGGUAUCAAUUAUUUAUUUUUCUACAUCGUCGAAGUAUUUAGGAAAUUCUGAGCCUUUCUCAUCCAGUGCUAAUGACAGCCAUAGACAAGUUUCUGUUCUUUUACCAUAAGAAAUAGAUUUUAAGAUAGCCAUGUUUGCAAUUAAUUUUACAAGGGACAAUGCAUCGCGAUUUUGUGCAUUUCGCCAGCUGUGAUAAAGAGGCUUGUCUAUGGUUCUCAAAUUUUUGUUCUUAAGCAUUCUAAAGGGCUUUAUGGAGCAAUCUCACAUGUCAACACCAGAGUUUUGGUUUUCUUUGUAUUUAUAUAAAAAAGGCUGUUCUGAAAACUCAUGAUUAAAAAAAAAUAUAACAUCAGUUGACGAAAGCAAAAAUUAAAUGGGUUGACCAUAGAGUUCUUUAUGCUCUCGAAUUCGAAAAUCGAAUCUGAAAUGGCUAAUAGUAGUACCUAAAUUACAAUCAGUAUUUAUUACACAUUUCUUUUUAUUGGACGUUUGUAUUCACAGACAAAGAAGUCUAUUUUCCAACGAUUGCAGGGUAAAAGCCAUAGUACAUUUGACAAUCAAUAACUAAGUGUAUUAUUAUGUUGUGUCUGUGGAAUAUUUAACGUUAUUUACAAUAUUUACAAGCUCAUUUAUUUGACAUAGUUCGUAUGUAUGAAAAAGUUUCUUUAUAAACGGCCCGGCCCGUGGUUAUACCCCUUCCUAUGUCCAAAUAAUAACCAGUUACAAAUGGUCAAAAGGUUCACUGGUAUUUUAUACAAGGUGAAUUUUCAAUCGUUAAAGAAAAAACUCACAGCAUGAUUUCACAAUGUAUACUCAUACAAUCACAGUAUAAGUUUCUAAAACUUUUCACGUUGCGAAUAAAUAAUCACGAAUAAUGACAAUAAUCAUGAUAUAGGUAGGGUAGGGUUGCAACUGAACUGCAAGAUGUAUGCAACCAUUGAUACCACGACUCUUGAAAUUAUAAGUAGUAUGUCGUUUGAAUGAGCUGCAAAUUAUUGUUUUCCAUCAAAAUUGAGCUCAGACUGUGUACAGUUAGCAGCACUGAAAUAUGACAUCUAAUUUUACCUUAAGUGUAUAUACAUAUAUGCACCUUACUGUACUAAGGAAAUUAGAAAAUAAUUCUCUAAACAUUCGUAAUGGUUGGUCAUCUUAUCAUCAUUUCUCAUGUCAACAGCGCAAUUUUGAUGAAAGACUUGGUAUUUUAUUUAGACUUUUGUACAGUUAGGUAAUCACAAAUUAAGCUUGCUAUUUAAAACUUAAUUUGUACGAGAGAAUAAAUUGAAAUGCUCUAUUUAGAUGUAUUUUUAAGAUAUGUGCCUUAUAUAGUCAACGCAUAUCUUUUUCUCUUAACUGCUAGCAAAAUAGAUUUUUUUUUAUCUUAAAAUCUCUUUUAUAGCAGUUCUAUUUAAUAAUAUUUAAGUAGAAAAUGUAAUUUUAAUUGAAUUGGUUGUUUAAAAAGGUAUAAUUUUUCAAUUGUAAUUGGUUCUAUAUUUUUGAUUUAAAAAGGUGUGUUAAGAUUUAGCGCAUUCUACAUACUGAAUGGGCAAACAAUUCACUAUCAUUCCUUUGUUAUAAAUAUGGUAUUUUUUGAACAGCUAAAGCGGAAUUAUUUUUGAAGCCGAAGUUUCUAAUAUGCUUUUUAUAUUGUAAAAUUUCUAGUAAAACAAUUUUAGGAAGGUUUAUAACUACUACUCUAUACUCUAUUACUCUUUCUAUUUAUCUGUUUCUAACCAAUUUACAAUUUAAGUAGUCGUUAUAGAUGUUGCCUAUGAAGAUAAAACUGACAGGCUUAAAAUCAUCGAUUAAAUUGAAUCUUCCUUUAAAAUAUGUCUUUGUAACAUGUUAUUACCUAGUAUAUUCUGAAAAGAGAUACAAAAUUCUUGAUUAACUAAGUCGCAAGAAAUUGCACCCCAGGUCUCAAGGCCAAGAUGCAGGCAGCAGCGAUCUAGAACAUAAUAAACAUCAUACAAAAAUAUAUUUUAAAAUAUUAAAUUCUAAAAUAAGUCAAGAAUAAUUUGUAUGUAGCUUCCACGGACGCAGUCAGAGAAAAUAUAUGAUUUAAUGCCCGCCGUUACAAGAUAACGUUGUUGAAAUUUGAUGAAUUGUCAAUGUUACCUAAAAUGACUUUAAAUUGGUUUGAAAUAAAUAUUCAUUGUCUUCUAUCCGUAUGAAAUUACAGUAUAUUUUUGUGUUCUAAAUAUCCGGCCUCAAAUUUCUUUGGCAAUCUAAUCUCUAUCAAAAAAAAAAAAUCAUUAUACAUUUUAAGGAAAUUAAUAAAAAAUAUCUUACCGCUGACGAGUACUGCAGUCCACUGCAUGAAGUGUGUAUUUAGUUUUAAUGCAUGAAGAAACAAAUAACAGGUCGUUGAAGUCUCUGCGACAGUUCUUUUGUGAACCAUUAUUUUUUUUUUGAAAAUAAAGUUUAUACGAAAAUA